Messenger RNA from Didymodactylos carnosus, 2323 nucleotides. The record is from the annotation of a GenBank genome assembly. NCBI's taxonomy places the organism in Eukaryota, Metazoa, Rotifera, Eurotatoria, Philodinida, Philodinidae.
GCUGUUAUUUCUGGAGAAACAUCACGACGAGUGCAGGGAAUGGCUCGGACGAAUAAACAGUUGUAUCUAGGCAAGAAUCACAAGUGGGAGAAAUCUACAUACAUUUAGUCGGUAGUCGGGCGUUGAACCACUAGUUGUCAUCUAUUCACCUGGAAAUAAAUGUUUUCAGUAGAGUUUUGUUUUUCGAAAAAUAUUUCGGCUAUAAUGAAGGCACCCUCAUUGUCAGAUUCCCACGAACUGCAUAUUUUAUUUCUUUUUCAGUCGUUUUGUCAAAUUUAUUAUGAAUAUGGAAAUAACUUUUUACAAAAGCAAUAUAUAUUUUGAUAGCACUGGAAAUUCUGUAUCAUCUUGUACUUCGCGAGCCUCCACUUACAAUUAUUUGCUGAGAAAUAUUUCGAAUAUUGUUAAUGUACUCACGUAUCACAUUCUCAUAGAUUGCAUUCCAUGCUUGUUCAACUAACUCUUCUAUUUUUACAUACCACGAGAAAGAGCGCAUUCAAAAGUACAAAAAGAACUGAGUUCUCACUUUUCUUUUACGGAAAUAAUAACAGAAGAAGAAAAAAUUUAAUAUUUCGAAUAUUUUUAAUGUACCCACCUAUCUGGGAAAGCAGAGACUAAUAGAGAAUUUCAACCGCUACUAGAAUAUAUAAUUACUUUUCGAAAAAUAUGUUCGUGUAUAUAUAAUAAAUUUAAAAAAUCGACUGAAAACAUUUAAAAUACCAGGCAGAUAGAUUACUAGCUGGAAAGGAGACUGGCGUUUUGAUAUUCUUCGGAAAUUACUCUGUUGAUUUCAUUGUAAAUAAAAGUAAUCAGGUGUCUUCGUGACUAUAAGAACCGCUUAAAACUGAUUAUUUUCGUCAAACUGGGUUUCGACUACAUUUCGCAACCUUUUCCAGGAAGCGAACAGUGCGAAGGGAGCCUGUACGGUCGACGAUCUCUCUUUCUAUGGAAUAUAUUGCUGAUGUCAUGUCUACACACAGCAGUUUCAGCGUUUGGACUGCUCAAUUAAUCACAAAUUACUAUUCCCAAGAUCUUGAGUGAAAGAUUCAAGAAUCGAAGAUCUUGACUUCUUGGUGUUUUUUCCAAGAUCUUGUGACAUGUCUUAACCGAAGAUCUUUCUUGGGAACAAGACCCUUCACUAAGGUUAGCACAAUUUCCAUUCAUUUCUCUCUAGAAGUAAAGGAGACGUCUAACUCAAUUGAAAAACCAUCCAAACUACUGUAAAACCGCACAAUAAAUGACUGUGAAUGAGAGUAAUCAGGUGUCUUUGUCUUUUCCGGGAAGCGAACAGUGCCAAGGGAUCCUGUACGGUCGACGACCUCUUUCCACAAUUCGAUCAUUCUUUCUGCUUUCACUCACAGGCUACGGGUAUUUCUUCAGCAUGAGCCUCCGCUCUACNAAAUGACUGUGAAUGAGAGUAAUCAGGUGUCUUUGUGACUAUAAUAACCGCUUAAAACUGAUUAUUUUCGUCAAACUGGGUUUCGACUACAUUUCGCAACCUUUUCCGGGAAGCGAACAGUGCCAAGGGAUCCUGUACGGUCGACGACCUCUUUCCACAAUUCGAUCAUUCUUUCUGCUUUCACUCACAGGCUACGGGUAUUUCUUCAGCAUGAGCCUCCGCUCUACAGAUACGCUUCCGCUGUUGUAGGUACCAAGUCGAGGAACACCAGAAGCAAGUCGCGCUUCGACUGACUCUAACACUUCACCAAGAGGUUCAACAUCUGCAAGUAGUCAUCCUUCGCGCCAUAGUCACACUUCAUCAAGUGCGCCAACAGCAGAAGCAAGUCACGGUUCGACUCACACUCACACUUCCACAGGUGCUCGAACACAAGCUGCAAGUCAUGCUUCAACCGAGAGCGACAGUUCACCAAGCACUUUAAUAUCUCCACCAAGUCACACAUCGACACACACUUCACUAAGUGGCACAACAUCACCAGCAAGUCUGAAUUCGACUCAGAGGGACACUUCACCAAGUAAUCCAACACCUGCCGCAAGUCAUCCGUCGAAUGACAUCAACAGUUCACCAAGUCAUGCAACAUCCGGAACAAGUCACGCUUCGACCGACCGUCACACUCAACUAACUAGUCCAGAGUCGGUAGAGACAACAUCUGCUUUGAGUCCAACUAGACAAACAAAUUCACCUCAGCCAUUUUUACCUGAUAUUCGAAUUCCACCAGCCACUGAAACACCAGCAGAGAGUCACAGUUCGGCUGUCAUUGAUACUCGACCAACUAGCCCAGAGCCGGUAAGCAAUCCACAUGUGUUAAGGCUGCAAAUACCGUGGAGAAACAUUGUCUGCAGUUGAAACAUAGUCUUUGCGCCC